Molecule: messenger RNA, 720 nt
Organism: Peromyscus maniculatus bairdii (prairie deer mouse)
Lineage: Eukaryota; Metazoa; Chordata; Mammalia; Rodentia; Cricetidae
Cellular component (GO): keratin filament
Source: RefSeq, a predicted model, not a curated record
AAUAUCUUCACUCACUUGUAAACCCACCCAGAACCUCCAUCUCCCAACACCAUGGUCAACUCCUGCUGUGGCUCUGUCUGCUCUGAGGAGGGCUGUGGCCAAGGCUGCUGCCAGCCCAGCUGCUGCCAGUCCAGCUGCUGCCAGCCCAGCUGCUGCAGGCCCACCUGUUGUGUGUCCAGCUGCUGCCGCCCCAGCUGCUGCAUCUCCAGCUGCUGCCGCCCCUGCUGUGGCAGUUCCAGCUCUUGUGGAUCCAGCUGCUGCCGCCCCAGCUGCUGCAUUUCUAGCUGCUGCCGCCCAUGUUGCCGUCCCAGCUGCUGUGUGUCCAGCUGCUGCCGCCCCAGCUGCUGUGUGUCCAGCUGCUGCCGCCCCUGUUGCCGCCCCAGCUGCUGCGUUUCUAGCUGCUGCAGGCCUUCCUGCUGCCGCCCCAGCUGCUGCAUUUCUAGCUGCUGCAGACCCUGUUGCCGCCCUAGCUGUUGUGUGUCCAGCUGCUGCCGCCCCUGCUGUGGCAGUUCCAGCUGUUGUGGAUCAAGUUGUUGCCGCCCCAGCUGCUGCAUUUCUAGCUGCUGCAGACCUUCCUGCUGCCGCCCCAGCUGCUGUGUGUCCAGCUGCUGCAGGCCCAGCUGCUGUGUGUCCAGCUGCUGCAGGCCUCAGUGCUGCAUCUCCAGCUGCUGCCGCCCCACCUGUUGCCAGACCACCUGCUCUAGCAGUUCUUGCUGCUGA